CUCUUGUCUAUCUAUCUCCCCUGUUCGCUCGCUCGCUCCAUCUUCUAAACCUAAAAAACAGCCGACAGACCUUUCAUUCGCAGGGAAGGUAAGGUUCAAUCAGCCAGCAGGUGUAUACAUAAUGGAAACACAGGCAACUGAAACUACAGAGAGUUCACCUGUGCUUCUGGUUACAAGCACAGAGACGACUGAAACUUUGGAUCAAUCAACACCGCCUGUGUUGUGGUUGAUCAAACACAGACAACUGAAACGUUAGAGCCGUCACCGCCUGUGGUUGCAAACAUGCCGCCAGCGGAAGUUUCACCGCCGCAGGUUACAAACACACAGGUGACUGAGGAAACGGCAUUACAGGAGGUUACAAACACACAUGAAGCUGCACCUUCAGGGGAGUCUGCUCCAUCUCCGGUUACAAACAUACCAGCUGCUGAAACCUUGGACCAGUCAACCCUUCCCUCGUUGGAGGAUAUAAAGACGACCGAAACCGUGGAGCAUUCAGUUGUGGCUUCUGAUGUCACAGAUAAUAGUCAUGAGAACUUGAUUGCUUCUCCUGAAAAUCAUCAGAGCAGGGAAAUAAGGCAAGAGACUGCUGAAGAAGAAGAAGAAGAAGUAAGAAGUGUCUUGAAAGUCAUUGCAGCCACCGGAGAGUUUUGGUAUGAUUGGGAAAAAUUGAGAAGCAUGUUGUCUCUUCAUUUAAAGCAGGUUCUUUCUGAAUACCCACAGGCAAAAAUGACAAUCGAGGAACAAAAAAUAUCGCUAGGAGAGACGCAUGCUGAGUUGGUGAAAAGGUUGGAUGAUGCUCUUCAUAGUUUUGUUGAUGGCCCACCGUUUACCCUACAAAGGCUAUCUGAGAUCAUACUGGAUGCACGGAGCUUGUAUCCAAAUCUAUCAAAGCUUGCUCUGGCUUUAGAAAAGAAUUUGUCUGUGACAUCAACUUUGACCAUGUCUACUAAUCCGAAUCCACCAUCACUUACAACACCACCAAACGGAUCCGAGAAAGUAAACGAGGACUUGAACCCGAACCCGAACCCGCAACUGCUGUCUGAUACUGUAAUGGAGAAUGGAGCCCUACCCGUUGCAAUGUCAGCAGACAGGGAUGAAAUUAUGACAGAGGUGGAUGCUGACAUCAGCGAUGUUAUGACAAUGGAUGUGGAAACAACCGAAACAACCGAGAAGCCGUCAGAAUCAAGUCCCAUGACAACAGGUGAUUCUUAAGUCUUAUUAUUAUUAUUAUUUUUUGAAAUUACCUUCAAAUGUUAUUGUAAGAGGUAAAAUGCCAAUUUGGUGACACUUGGGAUCAUACAUUUAGAUGAUGUAAUGCGAACUCAUUGUGUGAUAUAGUAUGAGAGAAUCGUCAUUAUUUACUGUA
This is a messenger RNA of Helianthus annuus (common sunflower), 1366 nucleotides long. Its product is annotated as serine/threonine-protein phosphatase 4 regulatory subunit 2. Gene Ontology annotation, molecular function: protein phosphatase regulator activity. NCBI's taxonomy places the organism in Eukaryota, Viridiplantae, Streptophyta, Magnoliopsida, Asterales, Asteraceae. The record is from RefSeq and is a predicted model, not a curated record. The transcript has 8 exons. The coding region runs from base 283 to 1212 and encodes 309 amino acids. Gene Ontology annotation, cellular component: nucleus; protein phosphatase 4 complex; cytoplasm. Gene Ontology annotation, biological process: protein dephosphorylation.